UAUGUAACAAGCAAAUGAAUUGAAGAACAAGAUGGUAUUAUCAAACAUGCAAUUCCCCUCAUGUAUAUUACUUCUCAUAAUCCUAACAACGCAUAACUUGAUCAUACCUUCACGGUCAGAAAAAUGCAACCCAGAUGACAAAAAUGCCCUGCUCCAAAUCAAAAAACAAUUUGGCAACCCAACCAAACUUUCUUCAUGGAAUCCAACCACUGACUGCUGCAAUGGCACAUGGGAAGGUGUUUCAUGCGACACCGAUACACAAACCUAUCGCGUCAACGACUUAGAUCUCUCCGAUCUCGACCUCCCUCAACCCCUUCCAAUUCCACCUUCCAUCAUAAACCUCCCUUUCCUCUUCUACCUUUCUCUCUCCCGCAUCCCCAACCUCGUUGGCUCAAUCCCCUCAUCAAUCUCCAGCCUCUCCAAACUCCGAUACCUCUACUUCAGCCACAGCAACAUCUCCGGCGAGAUACCCAACACCCUCUCACAGAUCAAAACCCUUGUAACCCUAGAUUUCUCCUACAACAAACUCACCGGUCCCCUCCCCGACACCAUCUCGUCUCUCCCUAACCUAGUCGGAAUCACAUUCGAUGGCAACCAACUCACCGGAGCAAUACCAGAAUCAUAUGGCUCAUUCUCAAAUCUCUUUACAUCGAUGACUCUCUCGCGAAACCGCCUCUCCGGGAAAAUUCCAGCAUCUCUGGCUAAGCUGAACCUGGCGUUUGUGGACUUGUCACGUAACGCAUUGGAGGGUGAUGCAUCGGUGUUGUUUGGAUCGAAUAAAAACACUCAGAAGAUAGUGUUGGCGAUGAACUCAUUCUCUUUCGAUAUUGGGAAAGUUGGGUUGUCGACGAAUUUGAAUGGUUUGGAUUUGAGGAACAAUAAAAUCUAUGGUAUGCUACCUGAGGGACUCACUGAGCUCAAGUUUCUGCAUAAUUUCAACGUGAGUUACAAUAGUUUGUGUGGUGAAAUUCCACAAGGUGGAAACUUGAAAAGGUUUGAUGAAUAUUGCUACUCUCAUAAUAAAUGCUUGUGUGGUUCUCCUCUUCCCGCCUGCAAGACUUGAACUCGAUUAAUUUAUACUCUCCGGUCACUGUUAUAAGUUUGUAAUAAUAAAAGAAAAAAUACUACGAAAAUAAAGGUCAAAUAUUGACUUGUUUAUAAAAGUCAAAUAUUGAUUAAAAGAAUGUGAAGUGUUGUUUUGAUGAAAUAUAUGUUUGAUGUGAACAGAUUUGUUGUUCUA
Trifolium pratense (red clover) is the source of this 1240-nucleotide messenger RNA. Its product is annotated as polygalacturonase inhibitor 2-like. Gene Ontology annotation, molecular function: protein binding. The record is from RefSeq and is a predicted model, not a curated record. The transcript has a single exon. The coding region runs from base 32 to 1063 and encodes 343 amino acids. NCBI's taxonomy places the organism in Eukaryota, Viridiplantae, Streptophyta, Magnoliopsida, Fabales, Fabaceae.